AUGCAUUCGGUGCCAGCAGCGGCUGCAGCCGCCGGGACCGCCUUCACUGGGAAAUGGCUCUUCGAUUACAACCGGGCCAACUUUCAGUACGAUGUGCCUCAACGCUUCGGACGUUACAUGACCUCCAGGGGCAUGCUGAACACCCAGGUUGGCCAGUAUCGCCAAGAUGUUCAUGGCAUUGCUGAGCUCACUUCCUCCAAGAUGGACACCGUACAAGCCAUGAUGACCUUGGUUCUUUGUGUGUGUGCAGCUCUCUCAGAUGCUGGACGCAUUGGCAUGCACGGCUGCGCUCCUCCGCAAUGGCUUUGCGCCCUCUAUUCAGGUCACAUUUAUACUUCCAUUCUUCUCUGCGGGACAGCACUUUGGCUUGGCAUGCAUGGUUCUUUGCGGGCACAGUGCGCUGCCACUUCAUUGUUGACACGAAAGGUUCGGUUGCCAAUUCCUUCAAUGGCUCAGCUCGACGCUGCCCGAUCCUUCGGCUCGGCUUUCGAACAGCAGAAGCUGGGAGACCAGUUCAGAGUGCCAUUCAUGCGUCACCCUGAAGAUGCUCCUGAGCUUCCUCCUGCAUCUUCUGGCGAGUCGGGUGAGAAGGCCGAGAAAAAGAAAGAAGGCAAGGAAAGCAAGAAGAGCAAGAAGAAGUCUUCCAAGGUGGCUGCACCUGAUCCAUGCACCGAGUUCAGCAGCACUGCUCGCGACACCGUGCCCUCCUGGAUUCGUGAUGAACAGGCUGGUCUUGGCAUCAACUGUGGCAAGUGUUUCCAAGCUCACUCGUGCCUUUUGCUGAAAGCUGGCUUUUCAACCUUGACCGAUUUCAAUAUCCUGCCUGAGGUGGUUGACAAGGGGCUGGGAGUCAUGGGGAUGCAGACUCGUGAUGAUUUCGAACCUCAUGAGACUCCGGACCACUUCAAGAUGCUGUUGGCUGUCCACUUCUUAGCUGUCCACGCAGUCUUUGAUUUACAAGCUGGCAGCUCCUUCUUGACUAAGGCACAAGAGGAAUGGUGGCAGUACGAUGUUUAUGCCAGAGUGCUCAUGCUCUAUGGAUCUUGUCAGUUCCUGUAUGUCUGCUACUACUGCAUUGGUACCACCAUGGCAGAGCUGCGAGGGUUCUGGAUCUCCUGGUCCAUUCCUAUGCUCUUCAUGGGUGCUCAGGUUUUGAUCAUGCGCCUUGAUAUUGUGCGCACAUCAGGAAACCACAUGCUUCCGAACGCAGAGUGGCUUGGGCACAUUGCACCCUACUUUGCAGUUGCUGCCACAACCAUGGAGUACCGCUACUUGUACUCACCUACCACUGUGAUCCUCACUUGGGUCUGUGUCUUCUUGGCCUACUUUGGGCAUUUUGUCAUGGCUUUGCGGUUCCUGGAUUUGGCUUGGCCUGACUGGAACCGUCAAACAGACUUGCCGGACGAGGCGGGAAAGCCCUGGUGGCCAUCUACAUGGAAGGUGCCUUCGGCUUUCCGAAAUUCUUUGUGGCUUUUGGCACCUCCGAAGAAGUUGGAGCCCGGCCAGCAUGACCUCCUGCAUGAAGCUGAGGGCCUGGCAAAUUCCGGUGGCGGUGUGGAGAUUCGACGCCGCAAGGGCGACAAGAAGGGUCAGAAAGUCAAGGUGAAGGAGGCCACGGAGUCUCGCAAUGCUUUGUCCUUUCAGCAACAAAUGCGCCGACAGGCAGAGGGUGCCUACACAGGACGAUCUCCAUUCAAGGCCUUUGCAGAAGCUCGUUCCCCGGACUUACCCUGGCAACUGGCGCGAGUGGCAAUUUGUACCGUGGCCUUUGGGUGGGUUUACAUGGCUAUUUGCUUGUUCGUUGAGAUGACCAUUGGCCAAGACUCGGUGAUGAAGCCUCCUGGUGAGCCGCCAUGGAUCCGUGACCAGAAGAUGGUCAACGUUUGGAAGCCUGAUGCUUGGCAUAUGAGCAGCAUGCCACUGCCCGGUGACUACCGUCUUGAGUCCUCCACCCUGGCCAAGUAUGAAGAUGAUGGCUCCAUUGGCGGCUACAACUCUGAUGAUAUUCACUCCGUGGGUGUUGGCGUGAGCGGUGUCCAGGAGGAUGAGUCACAUUCGGGUGGAUCCCACUCAGACGAGACACAUGCGGGUGAUUCCCAUGCAGCCGAUUCCCACGCAGCCGACACUCAUGCUGCUGACUCCCAUGCUGCUGACUCCCAUGCAGCCGACACUCAUGGUGAUUCCCAUGAUACCCAUUCUCCAGAAGGCCACGGUGCUGGAGGACCGAUGAACUGCCUUGUAGAGCUGUUGCCUUUUUUGCUUGCAGAGCUGUGGAGCUUGAAUGAGCUACCAGCUACCACUGACAUCACUCCUGGCAAGGACAUCGACGCUUGUGCAGACGGCCAUUUGUUGCGCGAACUGCUGAAAGCUGCUGACGGCAUUGACUGGUUGCAAGAUUCCCUUGAGAAGCUGGCGAAUUCCGCUGCCCCGCUCUACGACUUGGCACCUGCACCGGCCAUUGGCUCUCCGUUCAUGGCACCGACUGCACCCAAGGCCAAGAAGGUGAAUUGGCCAUCGCUCUUUGAGCCGAAGCACCUGCUGUGCAAGGGUCCUGAGCUCAUCGCUUUGACACCCCGCGGCUUUGGUGCACAUCUUUCAAAUCAAGAUGCAGAGUGA
This is a messenger RNA of Durusdinium trenchii, 2616 nucleotides long. The record is from the annotation of a GenBank genome assembly. Lineage: Eukaryota; Dinophyceae; Suessiales; Symbiodiniaceae.